UUUAAGAUAGAUUCGUUGCUUUCAGACAUAAUCAUUAUUUGAAUUAAUUUAAAACAGUGUAGUUGGUUAUAAUUUGGUUUGCGAUAUUCGCGGAAAGUUGUUUAAAAUGGAACAUCCAUUACAAGUUGAAGAGUGAAAAGCUAGAAAGCGGCGUUCAAAUCCCGAGAAAUGGACCCGGAAUGCACAAAAAAAGGCAAGAUACAUGCCUUCCAAGCUUCCAGUAGCUCCACAAUGUAGUCAUCAUUCUGGGGCUCUUCAAUGUAAGAAACUUACUAUAAGGGACUUGAAAGCUUUUCAUGAAAAAUUUUAUUCUACUUAUGAUAAGUUAAAAGAAUUUCCCUUUAUUUUGAAGUACACACAAGUGUUAAACAUAAAAAGACGUCGUCCUAAAAAUGAAAUGCACUCAAGGAAGCAAUUCCAUACAAAAUAUUUUGUUAGCAGCAUUGAACGUACUUUGAUUCCUGUGUGUCAACAGACGUUUCUGAAUUCUUUAAAUAUUAAGAGUCUUCGAGUGCAGCGUGCUAUUGGAAAUUUUAUGAAAACUGGUACUGCGCCCCAGGAAAAUAGAGGUGGCGAUUAUAAAUCAAAAAAAUUUAAAAACAAAUGCUUGGCUGUAAUACUUUUUUUGAAAUCACUAAAAUGUGACAGUUCACACUACUGUCGGUCUUCCUCUAUGCGGCAGUACUUAAGCUCGGAUCUAAAUAUUAAUAAAUUAAUUAGAUUGUAUAAUGACCAGGCUGCCUCUGAGCUUAAAGUCAAGCAUACGUAUUUUUGGAAAAUAUUUAGCACUAAAUUCAUUUUAGGUUUUGAGCAUCCCGUUACCGACGCAUGUUCUACGUGCAUACAAUUAAGUUUAAAAAUUAAGAGUGAAACAGAUGUAAAUAAAAAGCCGAAGCUUAUGGCUGAGAAACAAGUUCAUAAAUACAAAGCUAAAGCAUUUUUUGAUCUGGUACGAAAGAAGAGGGAUGACCUUAUUACCUUUUGCUUUGACUGUGAAAAAAAUGCACCCUUUCCAAAAAUACCUGAUCAGAGUUGUUACUACAGCCGUCAGUUAUACCUUUAUAAUUUUACAAUCACACAGGGAAGUUCAAAAGACACAUUGUUUAAAAAUAAUACGUUCUGUUACGUAUGGACCGAAGAUGUUCACAAAAAAGGCUCAAAUGAAAUUGCCUCAGCCCUGUACCAUAGAUUACAAAAUACUGAUUUUCACUAUAAAAAAGUUAUUGGUUUAGUUGCUUAUGGUUGCGGGGGCCAAAACAAAAACAUUACUGUCAUUACUGCUUGCUCUUUUUGGUUUCAACAAAAAGCUCCUCAAAACAUUGAAACAAUAGAGCUUGUGUUUCCAAUUACAGGGCACUCUUUUAUUCCGCCAGACCGAGUCUUCGGCAAUAUCGAGAAGAAAAUCAAAACUUUCGAAAAUAUUGUAAAUCCAGAUCAGUAUAAAGACAUUAUAUCUGAACAUGGGACUAUCAUAGAGCUUGGUAGUGACUGCAUCAUUCCAGAUUUUAAGGCAGCAGCUGAAACUGUUUUAAAAUCCACAAGUUCUUUACACUUUAAGAUAACAGAGUGCAAAAGAUUCUUCAUACGAAAAAGCACAAGAAAAAACGAUAUUUUAGUAAGAAGAGAACCUGUGUAUAGGCAUAACAUGAGUUUAUUUAAAUCAAUAACAAAAAAGAAUAGACUUUUGGAAAAUUUUCAACCAGCCGUAAUACGAAAAUAUGGAGUGAAAGUCAAAGAGGAAAAGGCUAAUGAUGUCAAAAAGUUGUUACUAAAGCACUUUGGAGAACAGUGGAAGCUGAAUGUUGAAUUAGUUUAUUUCAAGAAAUUUUUUGAACGGAAUAAUCUGGGUCCAGAAGACGAAGAAUCCCGAAUUCGUUGUUUGAACUUCAAUCUUAAUUAAUAACCUUCCUAAUUAUUAAGUGAUGUGUUAAAAAUUUUAUUUUAGUAAUGAUGUUCAAUAAAUAAAAAAUGUCAAAAAUGUCUUGAGUAGUUUUAAUACUGUGUUCCGUAGCAAAAUCAGUAAUCUCCGUAAUACGUCACAAUAAAACUUACAAUAUCCGAAUGUUUAUAUCAAAGUCAACAAUCUCCAAUUUUUAUUUUUAAAUUAUGGUGGUAUUAUUGAUCCUAAG
Anthonomus grandis grandis is the source of this 2129-nucleotide messenger RNA. RefSeq lists its product as uncharacterized. The transcript is spliced from 2 exons. NCBI's taxonomy places the organism in Eukaryota, Metazoa, Arthropoda, Insecta, Coleoptera, Curculionidae. The record is from RefSeq and is a predicted model, not a curated record. The coding region runs from base 203 to 1900 and encodes 565 amino acids.